GACAACGCAUAGAUGUUAACAACAGGAUGGGCAACUCCUAUGGCGACGACGAGGACGACGACACGGACAAGGACAACAGUAAACACAUUCCUCCUCUCGCUGCGUUCAAGAAAGGCAAGGGAAAAGCAGAGAAACUUGAUGCAUGCGAUCUGGAGGAGCUCUCCUCCUAUGAGGUGAUAGAGCCAGAAGAAUUCACAGCAGUAUGCAACACAUCUAAGGCCUUUGAAUUGGCAGAGAUUUCUCUGUCGUACGGCAUGGAAGCGGCCGAAUUUCUCGAGGGCGACUCCCGAGGAUUCAUGGUUAUCGCCAGUGUAGGCUAUCACAGCUCACAAGGCUUCCGUUCCCCCGUUAUUGCCCCUACCCUGGGUUCUCGUUUACUCUCGUUGUUUACCAAAAGGAACAGCGGCGCCACUGCUACUCCGCGAAACGUUACCCGCACUCCUCCUCAACAUCAACCAGCCGAGACAAUAGCCUCUCAAGCAGCGAUCGACGUCCCAGACUCUAAGAGGUCUGCUAUCAUCAAGCAGUCGACACGUAUUCCUCUCCCCACACACACUCCGCGGGGAUUCUGGUCUCGUCUAUUUAAGAGAUCAUCACGACCCUCGUCCGUGUCCGACAGAUCAUGAGCAACAGCAAGGUGCAACAGGAUAUGUCAGCCAAGAUUGUUUCCUCCGCUUGAAGACCUGCCCGCACGAUCAUCCAUUUCUCCCCUCUCCUUUUCUCCAUCGUACUAAAACGGCUGUUCAACGUCCAUUUCCACUUAUUCCAAGCCUCAUCUCCUCUUUCACAUUUCAAUACCAUCACAAUGCGGACUUGGAAGCAGUAUUUCAUCGCAACAAUCGUGAUCUGCUCUAUCUGGCCCGCCCUAGCAGCUGGCGAUGUCAC
Messenger RNA from Laetiporus sulphureus 93-53, 885 nucleotides. RefSeq lists its product as uncharacterized. The coding region runs from base 27 to 626 and encodes 199 amino acids. The record is from RefSeq and is a predicted model, not a curated record. The transcript is spliced from 3 exons. Lineage: Eukaryota; Fungi; Basidiomycota; Agaricomycetes; Polyporales; Laetiporaceae.